This is a messenger RNA of Symbiodinium sp. CCMP2456, 1350 nucleotides long. The record is from the annotation of a GenBank genome assembly. NCBI's taxonomy places the organism in Eukaryota, Dinophyceae, Suessiales, Symbiodiniaceae.
AUGGAGCUCGCCAAGCUUUGGGGUCCCGUGGAGGAGUACCACCCGAUCAAUCCGCAGCAUCCCGAGGAGCCCCUGGUGCAGCUUCUGCCCACCUGUGGAAAAGCUGCUGGCCCGGACUCUUUCCUGUGGCACUCAGACAUGACUUGGCGUCCAAAUCCCUCAGCUGCUGGCUUGCUUUGUGGGCACGUGAUCCCACCAUAUGGAGGAGCGACCAUGGUGGUGGACACCCAUGCAGCAUACAACAGGUUGUCCAAGGACUUGCAAGAGCUAUUGCAUCAAAUGACGGGACACAACGAUCUCGAGGUGGGGUAUGCGAGGGUGAACCGCCCCGACACGCGAAGCUCCAAUCCGGACGGCUACAAUCGUGACUCAUCGAAGUACGGAGGUGAGUACUCGGCGGACCACCCUGCCGUGAUUGCGCACUAUGUCACUGGCCGCCCGCACAUCUUCAUCAACCCAAACUUCACCGAGCGCAUCAGCGGGGCCGGCCUGUCAGAAAAGGAAUGCCAGGAGGUGUUUGAUGAGGUUUGCAAUGUGCUGGACGAUCCGGAGUUCCACUGUGCUGUGAAGUGGCAGGAGGUGGAGUCAGGCUCUAUCCUCGUGUGGGAUAACCUCGGGGUUCAACACAUUGCCCCAGCUGACUAUGAGCCUCAUUUCCGGCUGAUGCACCGUUGCGUCACCUUGGGCUCAGGCUCACCACGGGCCUUUAAGCCUGAUCUUGACAGUGGUGCUUGUCCGAACGGCUGGGGGCUGUACGUCCGCUCUGCCUAUGCAAAGGCGGGCUUUUGCAGCAAGAAAAGCGUCGAUUUCUACAAUGACACAGCCAAACUCUACGACGAGCUUGCGCAUCCCGAAGUCUGGCUGGGACCAGAGGUCGUGUCGGAGUACGCGAAGCGAGUCGCGUCGCAGGAGAUGCAGUCCGCGCGCAUCCUGGAUUUCGGUGCGGGCACUGGCAAGCUGGGGCUCCGGCUGCAAGAGAAAGGUUUCCAGAACGUGGAUGCUGUGGAACCUGCAGAGGCCAUGCUGGAGCAAGUGCCAGCAGGCACAUACCAAGCGACCUUCAAGGAUGGAGUUGAUGCCCCGGAAGCCUCGUACGACAUGAUUGUGUCGACGGGCGUGAUCGGCACUCAUGUUGGAACGGAGGGCGUCAAGGAGCUCAUGCCCAAAGUACAGAACGGAGGAUCUAUCCUCUUCUCUUGCAAGUACGACACCUACCAAGCGAUGAACUUCGAUAGCCUGGCGACCGGGGGCAACCAGUGGCAGCAAAAGAUUGUCCACGGACCUGUCGCCCUGAACCGGGACAUGCCAGACCAGCAGCACGUCGUGGUGCAGAUGGUGCGUGAGGGCUGA